This is a messenger RNA of Musca domestica (house fly), 702 nucleotides long. RefSeq names its product protein yippee (gene Yippee). The record is from RefSeq and is a predicted model, not a curated record. The coding region runs from base 319 to 681 and encodes 120 amino acids. NCBI's taxonomy places the organism in Eukaryota, Metazoa, Arthropoda, Insecta, Diptera, Muscidae. The transcript has 3 exons.
UUAUUCCUUCACUAGCGUUAUUGAAAAAAAGGAAAAACAACAAAGACGACUGGCAAAAAAUUAAUUACAACAAAAACGAUUUUUCAUCAACAAAUAAACCACAAGUGUCAUAAAAAUUCCAUUGUAAACAAAUCCCAGUUACUUCAGAUAAUUGGAAUCAAAGCAACCACCUAUAAUACAUUCUUGGCUGCUAUCUGACACCAGUCUUGUGUAAGUUAUUUUGGGAAUCUUGUCCCAUCAUAGAAGAAUACAACAGCUCCUCUAUUCAUUUACUUGCUCUUCAACAACAACACUCGAACAAACGAAUACGCAUUUGAAAUGGGCCGUGUAUUUUUGGAACAUCUGGGGGGCAUUCGUUUGUUCAACUGUGGCCAGUGUCAAACGAACCUUACCAAUCGCAAUCAAUUGAUAAGUACGCGCUUUACAGGAGCCACCGGACGAGCUUAUCUCUUCAAACGUGUGGUGAAUCUUACAUUCAGCAAUGUCCAGGAGAGGGUCAUGUUGACGGGCCGUCACAUGGUGCGAGAUGUAAUGUGCAAGAACUGCAAUGCUAAGCUUGGUUGGAUGUAUGAAUAUGCAACGGAUGAACAACAAAAAUACAAGGAAGGUCGGGUGAUUUUGGAAUAUGCUCUUAUAAGUGAAGUGGAAGGCUUUCCCGAAAGCUCAACACCGACUCACUAACAGCGAUGGAUGCUCUAAAUA